AUGUCAGAUGCAGAAACCAUUGACAGUCAGGUUGACUUCUUCACCAAACACGCCAAGAAAUCCACCAAGAAGAAGAAGCAGCGCGGCAAGGCUAGCAAGGCUAGUAAGGCUGGCACAGGCCACAAAGCCAAGCGCGACACGGUCAAGGGCCCCGCAGGCAAGGGCAGCGGAGGCAAAUCCAGCGGGUCGUCAACAAAGGUGUUCUUCAUUGAUGACAAUGACGGAUAUGUCUUAACGCCGCAUCUCAAGGGCUGGAAGGAGGCCACCAAGAAGUCUGAUGCGGCAGCGAAGCAGGCUUUGCUCAACAUGGCAACUGCUGACCUAUUAGAGGGUAACGAAGAUGAUGACGUCAAUGAAGGUGAUGCUCGGGAGGCGGUUGAAGACUGGUUAAACAUUCGCAGUCGACCUAAGCGAAAGCCUGGCAAGAGUUACACUGCCUGGGCAUUAAUUGAUCAUAUUUAUGGGCCGAAGAUUAAAGCCCGCCUACCAAAGCUAUGGAAGCAGCUUCAUCCUGACAAGCCCCUGCCGACACCAGACAAGCUGAACGGCAACAUGGGAUUGUGGAGUCAAGCGCGGUCACUGGUUAAGAAGAAGCUCACCAAGAAAGAGAAAGCAAUGCUCCAGGUGCUUGCGGAUGACUGGAACGAGAAAGGAGCACCUGGAGAUGUCAAGUUUCAGCACUGGCGCAAGGGAUACGCCAAAUUUCAGAGAGAUGUCGUCAGGGUCGGCAAGGAGUGGUACGGAGCUGACAUUUUGAUGUUCUCUGGCACGCGGGAGCCAGGGAAAAAGGAACCAGAGCUGAGCUGCUCUGAAGCCUAUGUCUCGGGCCCGGCAACAUUUUUGGGUUGGUCAGGGCAGCAUUACUAUGAGCUCCCCGUGUGGGAUGACUGGUGUGCCUUCCAGUCCCUUACCCAAGCUGAGGUUGCUGCAGAGGAACGUGUGGCAGAGUUGCGGAGUAAAGGGAAAAUACGUCCAUCCAAGGACACACCGCCUCCUAUUAAACGCCUUCCUGAUGGAUACCCAGUCAUUCCAAAGCCUCAGACCCUUGCCGUGCCUGUGCAAAAACAAUUCCGCCAUACACUCAAUGCAGUUUUCUCAUAUCAACUAGGACAAUUGGGUGGGCGUGACACUGUGCCUUGGGGUGCCGUCCGUGACCGUUUUGGGGAUCAUUUUGACACAAAAUAUUUCCCAACCAAUAAGUGGGGAUUUAUCCGCGACCCGUCCAAGAUGAGUGCGAAGACAUGCCGUACCCUUCUCGCCCACUGGAGGGUCAACCAAAAAGUGCACAAGCACCCUGUUCGAUUUCAGCAGUCAUUCAUCAACGAGCGAUUGGGUGCUGGGGACGGCAACAUGGGAGUGGAGGAUGAAGUGAAUACCUGCGGUGCCGGAGCUGGCAUAAAGGGAGGAAAACGCGGUCAGGCCUCAAACAAUGAAGACGACCAGGACGAGGAUGACAAUGACAAAGAGGAUGACAACGAAGGCGGCGAAGAAGAUGGGAGCAACAAAAAAGGGGAUGAUGAAGAUGAGGACAAUGAAGACGAGGACAAUGAAGACGGGGACGAUGGAGAUGGGGACAAUGAAGACGGGGACGAUGAAGACAAGGACAAUGAAGACGAGGACAAUGAAGACGAGGACAAUGAAGACGUGGACAACAAAGACAAGGAAGACGACAAUGACCAAGAGGACGCCGCAGAUAAAGGAAGCUCCACCGAAGAAGGCACUGACGAUGAAGGCGCUGCCGAUGAAGACGAGGCAAAAGAGCGCAAUGUAGACGAAGACGGGGUCGAUCAAGAUGAAGUAAAUGAGGACACAGACGAGGACGUCGCGGAACAAGGGGAGGGCGGAGCAGGACAUGAGCCCGGCAGCGAUGAUUGCCAAGCGGCAGACGUGGAAGGUGCUGCUGAUGGAGGUCACCCUCUCGUGCAGGGCACCGAUAUGGAAGUAGAAUUGAUAUUUGACAGUGAUGAUGAUAGCGAUGACGAAGACGAAAUCAAUCGUCAGCUGGCUGUGAUAUCCACGCCCCGUCAAGCAAAUCUCUCAAAUGCCCCGCCGCAUUAUGUUGACACGUGGACACCUCCGGCAACACCUCCAAGUCAUGCUACAGACAGUGAUGGAGCCGACAUGUCCGAUUUGGAAUUUCCUGAUCUAGGAUUUGACGUGAAUGCCAUCCUCCUUGACACAGAUGAGAGCGAUGCCCCGCUCCGCCUCAGCAACUUUGAAGAUGAGGCGCCCCGCCCCCGUCAAGCUGUAGUCGCAGAUGACAGCGACGAAGAGCUCGUGCCAGCCCGAGUACGAGCUAGGUGUCAGCCUACAAGUGAAGAGGAUCCAAUGGUGCUGGCCCCAUCGCGGUUCAAGCGUCGCCCAUCAGCAACGCCAAUGAGUUCGCCACCGCCACGUCUAAGAAAACCUAGCGAGAAGCUGAAAGCGUCUCUCAACACGAAGACCUUGGAGGCCGAUGACAGCCUGUCUGAAUCCGCCUGUCGAAAGGGUGCUAGGAGAACCAAGGCUACAGGAAGUGGUGAAGCUGUCAGAGCUGACAUUGCUGCGAGGGUCUCGGCAGCGGCAUCCAAGCCACCCAUGGCAGCAUCAAAGCCCCUCUGCAAGCAGCGAAGGGGCAAGCUCGCGUCCCGAUGGAUAAGCAAGGAGCCAGAGCUGUUAGCACGGGAACAUGGAGUCAAAAAGAAAAGGAAGCGUGAGGGUGAAGAUGUGCUGCCGACAAGGCCAGCGAAAAAGACCAUUAACAGAGAUAAAAACAGCGCAAACGUAGGAAGAGAACCGCGUUCAAAUAGUGGACGCAAAAAUAGCAAGGCCAAGACCAAGUACACACAACAUUCAUCGGCAGCAAGGUCGGCAGAGGGUCAGAAGCAAAAGCAGUCACAACAACAUGGAAAGGGGAAGGGGUAG
This is a messenger RNA of Coniophora puteana RWD-64-598 SS2, 2904 nucleotides long. RefSeq lists its product as uncharacterized. The coding region runs from base 1 to 2904 and encodes 967 amino acids. The transcript is spliced from 8 exons. Gene Ontology annotation, biological process: ribosomal large subunit assembly. The record is from RefSeq and is a predicted model, not a curated record. Gene Ontology annotation, molecular function: rRNA binding. NCBI's taxonomy places the organism in Eukaryota, Fungi, Basidiomycota, Agaricomycetes, Boletales, Coniophoraceae. Gene Ontology annotation, cellular component: preribosome, large subunit precursor.